AUGUGGACUAAGGUGGAAUCCAAUCAAGUUAUUCUUCCUUAUGGAGGCCUUCUUACACUCCUCUUUACUAAACUUAAUGUUACCACUGGUUCUGAAUUUUUCAUAAAAAGGACUAGAUAUGAUUUCUUCAAUGAGACUUCUCUUAAACAAAUGGGCUAUGAUAAGGGUAGUACUGGCUGGUAUUUGAAAGUUGCUAAGCCUACCAAAACACCAUCUGCUUCUGCAGUAGGAUCAGCUUCAGCAUUAGCCUCAGCCUCUGCUCCAGUUUCAACAGCAGCUCAAUCUUCCUCCUCACAAGAUCUUGCCUUAUCUUCAGAAGCACCUUCUUGGCUUUUAUCCUUUCAACAAGAAUUUUCUAGUUUCUCUUCUGAAGUAUGCACUGGUCUUCAGAAUAUCAAGGCAAAGGUCACAUCACUAGAUAAACGAGUGACUCUUAUAGAGCACUAUCAAGCUAAACUUUCUAAGGGCAGUGAUCCCAUGGACAUCAGUUCUGCUCAUCCAAGUACUGAAGGUGAUGAUGAUGAUAAUGAUGAUGAUGCAAAUGAUGAUAAUGAGGGUAAUUCUGACAAUGAAGAUGAUGAAGGAAACACUGAAGAAGAAGGGUCUCAAGAAGAAGGAGAAGAGUCUCAAGAAGAAAAAACAGCAAAAGGAGAUGAUUCUGUAGAAGAAGACUAG
Molecule: messenger RNA, 675 nt
Organism: Malania oleifera
Lineage: Eukaryota; Viridiplantae; Streptophyta; Magnoliopsida; Santalales; Ximeniaceae
Exons: 1
Coding region: 1-675 (224 amino acids)
Source: RefSeq, a predicted model, not a curated record